Molecule: messenger RNA, 1070 nt
Organism: Photinus pyralis (common eastern firefly)
Lineage: Eukaryota; Metazoa; Arthropoda; Insecta; Coleoptera; Lampyridae
Product: protein SET-like
Exons: 4
Coding region: 141-959 (272 amino acids)
Biological process (GO): nucleosome assembly
Cellular component (GO): chromatin; nucleus
Molecular function (GO): histone binding; chromatin binding
Source: RefSeq, a predicted model, not a curated record
CUGUUUUAUCUUCAAUUCUUUGAAGCUGAAGCCGACAAAACCAAAGCGAGUCGUUUCAAUUUUGCCGAUAAAAGUUUCAGAAAGCUCUGCUUGUGAAGUGUCGAUUAAAUUAAAAGUUGGACACUUCGUGUCACGUAAGGAUGGCCGCACCAUCGAAGAAAUUGAAAAAGGCAGAUUCAACGGCUCACCCCGAGUUAGAGCCCAAAGACUUUGAUGAAGAUACACAGAAAGCCUUAGAAGAAAUAGAUAGUUGCCAAAAUGAAAUUGAAGCUCUGAACGAGCAGGCCAGCGAGGAAAUAUUGAGGGUUGAACAAAGAUUCAACCGGCAGCGUAAACCGCACUUCGAGAGACGGGCAAACAUUAUAUGUAAAGUACCUCAUUUUUGGACAACAGCCUUCACAAAUCAUCCAGAUUUAAAUUCAUUAUUAGAAGAGCCAGAGGAAGACUGCUUCAACUUUUUGACUGUGAUCGACGUUGAAGAAUUUGAAGACAUUAAGUCGGGUUACCGAUUAAAAUUCUACUUUACUGAAAACCCGUACUUUGAAAACCCUGUGUUGACGAAAGAAUUUCAGCUCGGAAACUCAGGUGCCCCAACUUCUUCAUCUAUUCCUAUCAGAUGGAAGGAGGAUAUGGAUUUAACGCACACGAAUGAGCCAACAUGUACAAGAACUGGCCGCAAGCGCCAGUUAGAUCAGCGAUCAUUUUUUACGUGGUACAAUGAUCAUUCGGAUCCUACCUCUGAUUCUAUUGCUGAAAUCAUCAAAGAUGAUUUGUGGCAUAACCCCCUUCAGUACUUCCUCAUCCCUGACGUGGAUGUGGGAAACGGUAUUGACGAUGACGAGGAGGGCGAGGAUGUUAAUUCUCCCGAGGAAGAUGAGGGCGAGAUAGAGGACGUGCCGCUAGUUGAACAAAGUGAAGUGGAUCAGCCACCUGCACAGGGCGAUGAACCUGACGAUUAAUUGUAUACUUCAUUUCGUUUCAUUUUGUAUGACCGUUGGUCCGCACCUAAUUUUUUCGUUGGAUUAAAAAUUCAAGCAUUUCCUGAGACUUGAGUGUGUACAAACUGAUCU